Botrytis porri is the source of this 2714-nucleotide messenger RNA. RefSeq lists its product as uncharacterized. The transcript is spliced from 3 exons. Gene Ontology annotation, molecular function: purine nucleobase transmembrane transporter activity. The coding region runs from base 777 to 2714 and encodes 645 amino acids. Gene Ontology annotation, biological process: transmembrane transport. The record is from RefSeq and is a predicted model, not a curated record. Gene Ontology annotation, cellular component: plasma membrane. NCBI's taxonomy places the organism in Eukaryota, Fungi, Ascomycota, Leotiomycetes, Helotiales, Sclerotiniaceae.
CUGGGGGCGGAACGACAGAAGCUAAAAGGCUGCAGUCGUGCGGCCCAUGAUCAUUGGACAACUUUGUUACAAAAGCCCUCGGAAGAAUUAACCCUAGAUAAGGUGCAUUGGGUGGUGGGUGGCACGAUUAAUUAGGCCUUUGAAAAACGUUGAGCCACCAUACGCACAAUUGAUCUGAAAGUUUGGAUCCAGCUUGUUUGACGGAUUUUGUCAUGCUACACGCUACACACGGCUGCAGUGACUACCGGGCAUAUGCCAUCCAUAUGUUCUGUUACUAUUUCCGCCAUCUACACCUUUGACUUCAUCGUAUUUUUAUCUAUUCUUCCUUCGUUCUUGGAUCUCUAGGUCUCAACGUUUGAUCCCGCGCUUUCAGUCGCAACCCGUUUUCCACAACCUCGCUCGAUCACAAUAUGUAUUCUAGACGUCCCUUGUAUUAGAUUCGUCACAGACCAACAUCGUCAUUCUCUUGAACCUUUAUAUCUUGCGUUUCAUGUCUAUAGCGGAUGAAUUUUGGAGCAAUCGGAUUUAUUACUUGAUAGGAAUAUUCCAAACAAAUCAGAGAAUCAUAUCAGUUCCUCUUUCGUUAGGUUUGCCAGUAAAGUCGGACAAUAACUGGACAAUCGUGCCUGGUUGAUCAGCAAUAAACACUUAGUUUUUACGAUAAACUGGGUUCAUGUAUAUAACAUCGACCAUAUAGAAGAUCUCUCAUAUCACACAGGGCAAUCUCUCUAAAGAACUCGUUAUUCAUUGCAUGAUACACCAUAUAUAUUUCCAUCAUGGGUUGGGUGGAGAAGACGAAUAUGACCGUGGCGAAGAGCGCCGUUGGAAGACGAUUCAGACUGGAAUUUUCCGGGCAUAGGUACGAGAGAAAAGGCUCUAGAUUUUUGACAGAAGUAAGAGCCGGUCUUGCCACAUUCUUUGCUAUGGCAUACAUCAUCUCAGUAAACUCAUCAAUCGUAUCAGCUACCGGAGGAACAUGUGUAUGCGACUACCCUUCUGGAUCUACGGAUCCCUUCUGCCUAGACAGUUCAACGGAUCCCAGUUACCAGAUAUGUGUUCAGGAGAUCAACCAGGAUUUAGUCACAGGCACGGCAGCGAUAUCUGCAUUGACGAGUUUUUGUAUGGGUGUUUUUGCAAACAUGCCGAUAGCGCUGGCUCCCGGAAUGGGUCUAAAUGCAUAUUUUGCUUAUCAAGUUGUUGGAAUACAUGGGCAAGGACCAGUCUCCUAUAGACUGGCAUUGACAGCUGUAUUCAUCGAAGGAUUACUCUUUGUUGCGCUCUCGAUACUCGGACUCAGACAAUGGCUUGCGCGCGCAAUACCUCGAAGCUUGAAGAUAGCUAGUGGUGCAGGCAUUGGUCUUUAUCUCGCUCUCAUCGGACUUACUUAUAGUGCGGGAAUCGGCGCUAUCACAGGUAGUAAUUCCGAUGUACCUCUUCAAGUAACUGGCUGUAUACCCGAACUCAUUGCUCCAGACGGUACUUGCAUAUCUGGGAAAAUGCGAAGUCCAACAAUGUGGCUUGGCAUUUUCGGUGGGGGAAUGUUCACAGCGUUCCUCAUGAUGUACCGUGUCAAAGGUGCAAUUAUAGCUGGGAUUCUCCUCGUCUCUAUCGUUUCGUGGCCGCGCAAUACUUCCGUUACUUAUUUCCCUCCUACUGUCUCUGGCGAUGCGGCAUUCGAGUUCUUUAAGAAAAUCGUCACCUUUCAUCCUAUUUCCCGAGUUCUAGCAGUACAAGAUUGGAAUAUCACUGGAGCUGGAGCUGGACAAUUCGCAUCCGCACUCAUCACUUUUCUUUACGUCGAUAUCCUUGAUUGUACCGGCACCUUAUAUUCGAUGGCUCGUUUCUGUGGAGCCAUCGACGAAGACACGCAGGAUUUCGAAGGUAGUGCUGUAGCCUAUCUCGUCGACGCCUUUGGCAUAUCUCUUGGUUCUUUCGUGGGUUCGCCUCCUGUUACUGCAUUUAUCGAAUCGGGCGCCGGUAUAUCAGAAGGAGGCGUUACAGGACUCACAGCCGUCACUACCGGGUUUUGCUUCUUCAUCAGUCUGUUCUUCGCGCCAAUAUUCGCUAGUAUACCUCCUUGGGCAACAGGCUGUACGUUAAUACUCGUUGGAGCGAUGAUGGCACGCGCGUGCACGGAGAUCAAUUGGCGGUACCUAGGAGACUCCAUUCCGGCUUUCUUGACGCUCGCAAUUAUGCCGUUUACGUAUUCGAUUGCUUACGGACUCAUUGCUGGAAUCGUUACGUAUACGUUACUUAAUACAUCAGCAUGGGUAUUGGCGAAAAUGUCAGGAGGAAGAAUUAUGCCACACGACUACGAGUUGAAAGAUUACUGGACAUAUAAAGUUCGGGGUGGUUUAUUGCCCGGUUGGGUACGCAGAGCCACACGGGGGAAAAGAGAUUUCUGGCGCGAGUGGGAUUUUGACGCGGAUGUGGGGGAUAAAGUUGAGAGCGUGAGGGGACAUAAGACGAGAGGGAGUGUAGCGAAAAGUCACAAGAGCUCGAAGAGUCAUGAUGCGCAUGGGAGACAAAAGGAAAAUAGGAGGAUGUCUAGUGUAAAUAUGAAUGGGCAUGGAGAGCGCACGUGGGAGAUGCCUGAGAUGGCAUAUCCGAAGAAUGUUGCGGCGGGGAUUGGAGAAGCGAUUGGAGGAGAGGAGAGGAGGGAAAGUAUGAGGACUAUGAGUUCUGUUGGGAGAAGUCUGGGAAGGAGAUCAUGA